CUGUAGCGUUCCAACAUGGGAAUAUACUGGCCGCCCAGCCUUUGGGGUGUGGUCUACCAAUCAGAUUUGUGGUGACACGUGACUACAAUCGGGCCAAUCAUGGAGCUGUUACCGGACGAAUUAAUGAACUACACUGAACUGAAUGAAAGUUUGUCCAACUCCCACUGCCUCAAUUUGAGCAACGAGAGGGCGGCACGGGGCAUCCUGUUCAACGCUGCGGGCAGCGCCCUCAUCGUUGGAAUCAUGCCAUUUUUGACCGCUUUGGGUUUGAGCUCCAACUUUGCAUUUCUCUAUGUUGUCUACAGCAGGCCAAAGAUGCGAACGGUCACCAACGCCUACUUGGCCAACCUUGCUGUGGCUGACAUAUCCUUUUUGAUUUCGGCUACCAUACCGGCUAUUGUACAGUACAACGCAUCAAAGAUCGUGUUCGACCAGUUAGCCAUAGGCGUUACCGGAUGCAUCAUUGUAAACUACGUCAUCCUCAUAUUCUUCUACGCUUCGGUCUUCAUGGUAUUCCUGGUAUCGUUGGAGAGGUAUGGCGCCAUCUGCCGUCCAUUCCACCAAAGGGUCGUCAUGGGGAGGGCGCGAACUACAAAACUCAUCAUCGGGGCGUGGACGAUAGCCGUUAUUUUUUCGUCGUUAGUAAUACCCUCGUUAGCCAGUUUAAAGAUCACCUGCGUCACGUGGCCAGAAGGGGAAGAAUUCCAAUCGUACCCGUCGCAGUUUGGAGUGUGCGUACCUCUGGAGGACUGGGUGAACUACGUUUCCAACGGCUUCAAAAUGGUGCCCUUCUUCACGGCCAUGUUUAGCAGCGGGUACAUCUACACGAAAAUCGUGAUACAACUCAAUAAGAAGAUCCCUGGGUUGGCCCAUAGGAGGCGGUAUAACAAAGCCAUGAGCCGCGUGCUGCGGUCACGCAAACAGAUCGCCGUUAUGCUGAUCGCGACCGGGGUCAUCUUCUUCCUCUGCCAGGCACCUGCGCAGAUCACUACACUGGCCAGAAUAAUUACGGACAAUCCCGACAUUAAGCCGCUACUCGACGACGGCCAGCGGGGCAUCGUGCAAUGGGUCAGCCGGGUACUGUUGUUCAUCAACUCGGCGGUCAACCCGAUCGUGUACAACGUGACCAACUCGAAAUACCGGAAAGCCUUUGUGGAGACCUACAUUUGCAAGCAGAGAAAGAAAGUGUCGCUGCAAACGAUCUCUAUCAAAUCCCUGUAUAUACCAAACGGAGGCAGUACGGAAUUCUACAGAAAUAACAACUUGGAACUCAAUACGCUCUGAUAAUGACCAACUUCGGUUGAAUAGAGGUCAAUAUUAAUGGCAAAUCAUUAUACCAAAACAAUGUAAAUAAAAUAUGACUUUCCAAACUGUCUCCCUCGCACAGUGAUAACACGUGAGUUUUUGUAGCAAAUAUAUUUUUGCAUCGGAAAAAGGAUCACUGCCAAAUAUGUUUUACUAUAAUUUUUUUUAAAAUUGUGUUUGAAACAACCUCAGACUUUGAUAGAAAGCUAGAAAAUGCUAAGGUUUGGGUUUUUUGUUGAUGACAAAAGCCAAUGCGGAGUUCUAAUUUUGUUGGGUCCUUUAUUGAAGGAAGUAAACAUUUGUUGGGAAAUUAGAUUAGCCACCAAAGCAGCUCAUCUUAAACUUUAGAAAAAAGUGGAGUCUAAGUCACUAGUGCACUGCGUACCAUCAGUGGCAAGGAGGAGGGGCAACUUUCCCCCUGGUGACAUUUGGACUUUUUAAAGAGAGACAGAAAAGUAGGGGGAGGAGUUAAAAGUACGAAAUGAUAGCACCAGUGCCUCACAAACAGUACUUAUAAUAAUAGGCAAACACCAUCCUGCUUUUCACAAAGUGUACAAUUCCGUGCAAAAUAUGCGUGAAGCAAUCAUAGAACAGAAAUGUAUUGGUAUUAAUCUAAAAAAGUUUCGGUAAAAUGCUAAUAAUAGACACUGAGAAAAUGUGAUCACAAAAUUGGGCACAAAAAUGGAGGACAAAGGCUAGUUUCACCAAGACCUAAGGCUUUAAACUCCAUCUAACUAAGUAGAUUUUAAGCUGAGGUAAUGACCUCUUUUUGGAGAACAUGGGUGUGUGCUGUUUGCAAACUUGAUGAAGCAAUAGAUUUUAUUCACGAGUCGGCCAUAUUAAAUUGUAAGCGAGGCAACCUCUUCCUUUUUUUGGAACUU
Molecule: messenger RNA, 2186 nt
Organism: Patiria miniata (bat star)
Lineage: Eukaryota; Metazoa; Echinodermata; Asteroidea; Valvatida; Asterinidae
Product: thyrotropin-releasing hormone receptor-like
Exons: 1
Coding region: 100-1284 (394 amino acids)
Biological process (GO): G protein-coupled receptor signaling pathway
Cellular component (GO): plasma membrane
Molecular function (GO): G protein-coupled receptor activity
Source: RefSeq, a predicted model, not a curated record